Molecule: messenger RNA, 2297 nt
Organism: Amphibalanus amphitrite
Lineage: Eukaryota; Metazoa; Arthropoda; Thecostraca; Balanomorpha; Balanidae
Product: arrestin homolog
Exons: 5
Coding region: 35-1150 (371 amino acids)
Biological process (GO): G protein-coupled receptor internalization; signal transduction
Cellular component (GO): cytoplasm
Molecular function (GO): G protein-coupled receptor binding
Source: RefSeq, a predicted model, not a curated record
GGUGUUCCGCUACGGACGUGAGGACGAGGAGGUGAUGGGGCUGACGUUCUCCAACAUCAUCAUCCUGCAGACGCAGCAGCUGCACCCGAUGAAGGAGUCCCCACAGACGGACGGGCCGCCGCGAUCCACACUGCAGAAGACGAUCGAGCGCCACCUGUCUGCCUGCGGCGUGGCGCACGCGUUCCAGUUCCAGGUCUCCUCGUGCGCGCCGCCCUCGGUCUCGCUGUACCCGGCCAAAUCGUACACCGGCGCGCCGCUCGGAACAUCCUACGAGGUGCACUUCUUCGCAGGCGGGGCGCCGCCUGCUGACACCCACCUGCUGCCCGCAGGCAAGGCGCAGUCGGAGAAGCCGCUACGGCGCGCCUCCGUGCGCAUGACGGUGCGGCUGUGCCAGCUGCCGCCGCCCUCCUGCGGCCCGGCGCCGCGCAACGCCGUGCUGAAGCAGUUCCUGCUGAGCGGCGGCCGCGUCCACCUCGAGGUAUCCCUCCAGAAGGAGGUGUUCGUGCAGGAGCAGAGCAUCGCCUUCCGGGUGUUCGUCAACAACGGCUGCAAGAGAACCGUCCGGAAAAUCAAGGCGGAGGUCGUCCAGGCAGUGGACGUCGCCAUGUUCAAGUCCGGCAAGUUCAAGUCGGUCGUGGCCUCCGUGGAAACUACUGAGGGCUGUCCGGUGGUCACCGACGCCACCCUGGUGCGCGACUUCGAGCUGGAGCCGCGCGUUGGCUCCUUCAAGAACUGGAUCGCACUGGAGGACAGCCCGGAGCGCGGCGGACGCCUCUCGCCCUCGGUGGUCGAGAGCGCCGUCGACUGGAGCAAUUUCGCCGUGCACGUCUCCUACUACGUCAAGGUGAAGCUGCUGCUGUCGGGUGUCGGAGGCGGCGUCAGCGUGCGCGUGCCCUUCAUCAGCGUCCGGGAGACGGCCGCCGAGCCGGAGACGGAGGCGGCCGAGAAGGCGCCCGACAAGGCGCCGCCGCCGGCCGCCGACUCCAACGGCGACACCCAGGAGAUUGUGGCCGCCGACGUGCACGCUACGAAGGCGGAGGGUGCCGCGGACGCAGGGCACGAGCCGGCGCAGAACAAUAACGUGCAGUUGGACGAGAACGGAAAGGUGUUUGUGCGGCAGGAGAGCUGUGCGCGGAGCAGUGACGUGUAGUGAGGGGGAGAUGCGAGGGAGAUGACGUACCGCGCGGCGGCGAGGACGCUGGGGACGCUGGACAGUGCUCGCAGUUGGACGCGAAGGAGAGCUGUGGACGUAACCACGAUUCGUGUGCGCCCACGUGCGUUUGCGUGCAUUUGAGUGCGUCCACGUAUUUCACGUGCUUAUCCGAGUGACAGUAGCCGUUGUCUGCCACGUCUGUUGGACGUGACAAGCUGUCGAUCUCCCUCGCCCGACCGCCUCCGCCUAAAUGCUGUCCGCCUGACCGUCUCGGGCGGGCCGUCUCUGGUCGCAGGGGAUGAAUGUACCUAUAUGUACAGGAACGCGGAACAGCUCAAAGGACUAGGCCCAGGGAUGAAAAGCAAUUAGUGUAAACAAUGCGAGGUCAUCCGAUCUGCCGGACAGUGGAUGGUCACCGUCAGAUGUGAAGGCAUGCAUAAGUUGUUGAAACUUGAUAGUUGUGUUGUGAGAGAAUUCAUUUUUUUUUUCUAAUCUACGAAAUCUUCCUGAAAUGCGCUUACUUUCCACCGCAUUGCACACAAAGCGUAAAGUACAGGUUUAAUGAUCUAUGCGUAGGUUCCUACAAUAGUUUCUUUUCGCGAAGUCGAAUUUGGCACCAUCUUGGAUCUCGAAUUAGGGACCGUGACCUGGGGUGCCAGAGGUUUUUAAGUUACGUAUCAUCGUCCAUUUAACCGUUAAUCUCAUGCUGUUUUGCUAUUUGUAACACUACUUACCGAACCAUUGAUCAAAUAAUAAUUAUACAUGCUUAUAUGACGCGAAUUAAAGCUGGGCCACGCUACUGACAAUAUGAAAUGUGCUGACCGCCUUCCUUCUGUUUACGUGUCUCCGUUUCGCUAAACAUUCUUUGUUUUGUCUGCUCGCACCAGAAACUAUUUUAUACUUGCAGAGACUAGGGUACUCAUGAAUGUAUGUGUGUUCUGCCCCUCACUCUGGUCAGAUCACUAGCAGGGCUGACCGGGUUGUUGUUCACUAUUCCGAAAAAAGUGCGUGAGUGUAUGCGAUCGGCGCGUGAUUUCCGCGUUUCAUGAGUCUGUAUGAGCUGUCCAGAAUCACACCCAUGUCGCCAUAUCAUUCGGCACCAUUCAGUGAAUGUUUGAUGUCUGCAAUAUUAAUACAUUUUUGC